CAAACAAUAUGGAAGAUGUGCCUGAGAGUAGUCUACAACUCUGGAACCAGUUUAAUGAUUAUUUUACAGUUCACUGACUUAUUUUGCAAUUGGUGUGUGGCAUAUUUAUUUUACUGUGACACAGACCUUUAUUUAUACUUUGAACCUUUUGGAACAUUACAGAAGACCAGUCAAUUCAUCCAAGAGCUGAAGGUGGAUUUGGACUUUACUGGAGAUGAUGUUCUACAGAUUUACUCCCCAGACGCCCAGCACUGUCAGCUCGCCUGCACACAACACCAUUCCUGUUUAUUCUUCACAUUUCUCCGAGCUGAUUGGAGCAAAGACAACAGGACAUUCCUCUGCUACCUGAAACGCACAGCCACUGGGAUCCCGUCUCAUGUUGCAGACCUGAAGGGUGUGAUCUCAGGCUUCAAACUUGUGCCUCAGGCCUACAAAACAUAUACCUGUCUGUCAUCUACAUAUCAGGAUGUAGAUUUCACAGGAUUAGAUUAUCUCCAGUUGACCUUAAAUACCUCUGAUGACUGCCAGAAGCAAUGUACCCGUGAUCCAGACUGUAAUUUUUUUUCAUUCACAACAGAGACCUUCCCAGAUGCAGAAACAAGGAAAAAAUGCUUUCUAAAAUUCGGCUGGACUGUUCCACUACCAUCAGUACUCAUAAAAACACCUGGUCUUGUGUCAGGUUUUUCAGAUUCGUUGGUUAAAGAAGAAUGUAAGGAGGAGAUCUUUGCCGACACACACUAUAGAGGAAAUGACUUUGAGAACGUCCCUGCUGCCUCACCUCAACACUGCCAGUUCCUGUGCAGCACACAUCCCCGCUGCACCCAUUUCACAUAUACAACUUCAAAAUAUUCUACUGAGCCCGAGAUCAAUAUGCAUUGCUUCCUGAAGCAUACACAAGAUGUAAGCCAGCUAGAACCAGUUAGAGAAGAAGAACUUUUUUCUGGAUUCCCCAUACGAAAUUGCAAGCCCUCAAAUGUUUGGGCUACAGCACGCUAUGAAGGCCUUAAUUUCUUUGGCCAUGAUUACCAUGAUUUUAAAACGGACACGUCUGAGCUCUGUCGAGAAAUGUGCACAAAAGACCAAGAUUGCCAUUUUUACAGUUAUGUCUUACCAUCUUACCGUGAUAUGGGCAUCAGGAAAAAAUGCUUUCUAAAAUUCCGCUGGACUGUUCCACUACCAUCAGUACUCAUAAAAACACCUGGUCUUGUGUCAGGUUUUUCAGAUGCAUUGCAAAAGACUAAUGGAUUUAAAGAAAAAUGUAAGGAGGAGAUCUUUGCCAACACACACUAUAGAGGAAAUGACUUUGAGAACGUCCCUGCUGCCUCACCUCAACACUGCCAUUUCCUGUGCAGCACACAUCCCCGCUGCACCCAUUUCACAUAUACAACUUUCAGUUAUUCCAGUGAUCCAAAGGUCAAUAUGCAUUGCUUCCUGAAGCAUUCACAAAAUGUAACCCAGCUAGUGCCAGUUAGAGAAGAAGAACUUUUUUCUGGAUUUCCAAAACGAAAUUGCAAGCCCUCAAAUGUUUGGCUAAUAACACGUUAUGAAGGCCUUCAUUUCUUGGGUCAUGAUUACCGCGAUUUUAAAACAGACACGUCUGAGAUCUGUCGAGAAAUGUGCACAAAAGACCCAGAUUGUCAUUUUUACACUUAUGUCCUACCAUCUUACCGUGAUGAGAGUAUCAGGAAAAAAUGCUUUCUAAAAUUCCGCUGGAAUGUUCCACUACCAUCAGUACUCAUAAAAACACCUGGUCUUGUGUCAGGUUUUUCAGAUUCGUUGCAAAAGACUAAAGAAGAAUGUAAGGAGGAGAUCUUUGCCAACACACACUAUAGAGGAAAUGACUUUGAGAACGUCCCUGCUGCCUCACCUCAACACUGCCAGUUCCUGUGUAGCACACAUCCCCGCUGCACCCAUUUCACAUAUACAACUUCAAAAUAUUCUACUGAGCCCGAGAUCAAUUUGCAUUGCUUCCUGAAACAUACACAAGAUGUAAGCCAGCUAGAACCAGUUAGAGAAGAAGAACUUUUUUCUGGAUUUCCAACACAAAAUUGCAAGCCCUCAAAUGUUUGGGCAACAGCACACUACCUGGGCCUCCACUUCUUGGGCCAUGAUUACCGUGAUUUUAAAUCAGACACAUCUGAUAUCUGUCGAGAAAUGUGCACAAAAGACCCAGAUUGCCAGUUUUACACUUAUGUCCUACCAUCUUACCAUGAUGAGAGUAUCAGGCAUGGAUGUUACUUGAAGCAUGUCAUGACUCUACCCAGACCUGAAAAGGUGGUGUACAGGCAUGGUGUGGUGUCUGGCUUCUCUCUGAGGAACUGUAAAACUAGUGACUAAGCGUCUACAGCCCACCUUGGUUUGUUGGUUUAAGUGUUACAAAAAAAAUUAACAAAAUUAUUUACUUUUAUUAUAUAGAUUUUGUCAAGCAAUUACACAUAAUCAAAGUGACUCAGCAAUAUUUUAUUCCAUUUUAAAAGUCAGAGUACUUACAUGUAAUGUUUUAGAUAUUUUACAAGUUAAAGAAUGGUUUUAUUUGUUGUUUAUGUUAUAAGUUGUCUUGGAUCUGGGCCAGGUUGGGGCCCCAGAAGAUACACUGACAUGUAAAAUUGGACUAUUGACAUUAUACAGUGUGGGUCUGCCUGUGCUUCUUAAGGACUGACACCUUCCUUUUGUUAAUUAUGUAUGGGAACAAUUGCAGCCACUAUAUACAAUCAUUUGCCUAAGAGUACACAAAUAAUAUUAUUUUGCUGUCUAAUAGUUAUCCAGCCAAAAAGUGCUUUCAUAAUCUCAAGCCAAUAUCUAAGCACUGUCUUAAGUAUUGUCUUGUUUCACAAAGCCACUAGACUUUGCCCUGCAGUAUUCUUACUGUUGUUUGGAACAUUCAUUCUUGACUAAUAAAAGCAUUUCACAGCACAUCAUUAUACCCAUCAAUUGCAGAGUGCUGAUUUGUAAUCGUCACAUGUUUUUUCCCUUUGUUUCAUAAAGAUAAUACCAUAAAGAUGUGUAAGGUGAGAGAAAUGAAAACAAAGAGAAAAUAAAAACUGCACUGUAUAAACGUGUAAACUGCUAUUAUCGAAUAGCAAUUGAAUCUAAUGCCCUCUUGCAUUUAGUGAGGAACAUCCUUUCAGCUGAAUAUAAAUCUGUUACAUUCACUCUGAUCCAUAUUAAAAAGCUGAUUAUCUAUUAAUGCUUGAUGGUGAACACAAAAAUAAAUCUUUUUAAGUUCA
Ictalurus punctatus (channel catfish) is the source of this 3227-nucleotide messenger RNA. Its product is annotated as coagulation factor XI. Bases 16 to 2337 code for a protein of 773 amino acids. The transcript has 17 exons. The record is from RefSeq and is a predicted model, not a curated record. Gene Ontology annotation, molecular function: protein binding. Gene Ontology annotation, biological process: proteolysis. Gene Ontology annotation, cellular component: extracellular region. NCBI's taxonomy places the organism in Eukaryota, Metazoa, Chordata, Actinopteri, Siluriformes, Ictaluridae.